Molecule: messenger RNA, 1143 nt
Organism: Fusarium poae
Lineage: Eukaryota; Fungi; Ascomycota; Sordariomycetes; Hypocreales; Nectriaceae
Exons: 3
Coding region: 1-1143 (380 amino acids)
Source: RefSeq, a predicted model, not a curated record
AUGACAGCCAACAAGCCUCUCGCCAUUCGAGUCGGAGGCAAAUUUAAGCGUUCUUCCGCACCUAAAAGCAGAACAGGAUGUCUCACCUGCAUGAUUGCAGUGGGUGCAUCACAUCGAGCAUUCAUGUCCCAUUCUCUUGGCUUCGGGCGUCCUGAAUCUCUGCAACGCCCCGUCAUACAGCACUACAACAAAGCUAUAUCAUCUAUCCUACCCAUCAUGUCAUCUCCCAAACAGUGGGACAUACACUAUAUAUUGAUCUGUUGUAUGCUCUUCAUGACCUGUGAAGGACUCACUGGUCAUUACGACGAACUCCUGAAGCAUCUUGCGGCUGGUGACAUGAUACUGCAAUCACUUCAAGAUCCUACCACAUACGAGGAGUCCACUAUGACGAAGAAGCUAGUUGCCAUGUUCUCUCAACUUUCUCCUGAGUCAACUGACUUUAUGAAAGACCCUAGUCUAUCUGGUAUCCAGAAGUGGUGUUCCAAAGAUCUGCGAUUCCUUCACGAUUUCGCUCCCCAUGACCCCUACAGGGAAAACGGCGUGGAAAAUGACAAAGCCUUCCAAAAGAUACUUAAGCAAUGGGAAGCGCGCUUUCAGAGUCUGGCUCAGCGAGGUAUAUUGCAUUGGACGGAUGAAGAAGUGUGGCAAUUCCAGAAUCUUCAACUUCGCCAACUUGAUCUUCAGAUGCAUAUGGCUUCUUACGAGGAUGAAGAAUGGAUAAAUCCAACAAACCGACCUUGUCUGCCCUUUUUGAAAACUGCUGAACUGGUAGCGGCGCCUCUGAUAAAUAUGGGUCAACCUACGUAUUCCUUGGACGGGUGUCUCGUCUCGGGUCUUUCAUUUGCGGCGUUUGCGGCGACGGAUGAAGCUAUAAGAGAACGAAUCCUCAAUCUGCUCGCAAAGCUUAAUCAUCGAGAAGGGAUCUACGAUAGUAACGAUGUGGCUGAGAUGCAUGCGCUAGCGGCGAUGGAUAUGGGUGAAGAUGGAUCUGGCUGUACUUAUGACUCUGAUGGUGAGUCUGAAUAUGGUGCACCUGGUCCACCUUUAACAUCACCUAUUGGAAUACCAAUCAUGAUCCAGGGACUGGCUCGUAGGGCUGGGGUCAAAAGCAAGCGCUUGGAAUGCUAUUCAUACUUGGACUAG